AUGGCGGAAGUUGCAACUGAAGUAAAACUUUUUAACAAAUGGUCGUACGAUGAUAUCAGCGUCGCGGCAGACAUUUCUCUGGAAGAUUAUAUUGCUGUAAAGGGCAAAGCUGCCACGUUCCUGCCACAUACGGCUCAGCGUUACCAGAAGAAGCGCUUUCGCAAGGCGCAGUGCCCCAUCACGGAGCGUCUGGUGAAUGCGUUAAUGCGCAGAGGCCGCAACUCGGGCAAAAAGCUCAAGGCUACGCGCAUUGUCAAGCACACGCUGGAGAUUAUUCACUUGCUGACGGACAAGAACCCGCUGCAGGUGGUGGUUGAGGCUGUGAUCAAGUCGGGCCCACGUGAGGACUCUACUCGCGUUGGCUCGGCCGGUGUGGUACGUCGUCAGGGUGUGGAUGUGUCGCCGUUCCGUCGUGUCAACCAGGCGCUGUACCUCAUUGCCACGGGUGCUCGUGAGGCGUCGUUUCGCAAUGUCAAGACCAUUGCUGAGUGCCUGGCUGACGAGCUAAUUAACGCGUCCAAGGGUUCGUCCAACAGUUAUGCUAUUAAGAAGAAGGACGAGAUUGAGCGUGUGGCGAAGGCCAACCGAUAA
Messenger RNA from Peronospora belbahrii, 591 nucleotides. Lineage: Eukaryota; Oomycota; Peronosporomycetes; Peronosporales; Peronosporaceae. The record is from the annotation of a GenBank genome assembly.